Molecule: messenger RNA, 1511 nt
Organism: Lagenorhynchus albirostris (white-beaked dolphin)
Lineage: Eukaryota; Metazoa; Chordata; Mammalia; Artiodactyla; Delphinidae
Gene: TSEN34
Product: tRNA splicing endonuclease subunit 34
Exons: 4
Coding region: 597-1382 (261 amino acids)
Biological process (GO): tRNA-type intron splice site recognition and cleavage; tRNA splicing, via endonucleolytic cleavage and ligation
Cellular component (GO): tRNA-intron endonuclease complex
Molecular function (GO): nucleic acid binding; tRNA-intron lyase activity
Source: RefSeq, a predicted model, not a curated record
CGGGGCUUCGCAUUCUAGGAGCCCGACUCAGAGCAGGGGGACCUGAGGCCGAACCCCGGGGGUUCGGAAAGGGGGGGAGCCAAGUCCCGAGCAACCCGAAGAGGGCGUGGCCUCAGCGGGGCUUUGGCCUCUGGAGGUCCUGACACCUGACGGGGACACCCGAAGGGCAACGCCGAAAUGGAUCUUUCGAAGGGGGCGUGGCCCGUGCUGGGGCAGGCUUUGCUCCGAGGCGCGUGGGCCGGCAUGGCAGUGUUGGCCCAGACCAGAAUGUUGACCGCGGGGUCCGAGACGCCCCAGCGGGGCCCCGCGGCUCGGUUCGGGGCGGGGCCUCGUCUCUGUCAGCCCCGGGGCCUGGCGGGAUCGCCCGAGGGCGGAGUCCCGCGCCCAGGCGGCGGAGCCUGGCCCUCCCGCUCAGCAGGUGGCGAACGCGGCACUGAGCGAGGCUCCGACCCCCGAGACUCAGGGGCGGGGCUUCACCGAGACCGUCCCCCCCCUCCCCCGCCAGGCGGUGGGAGCCCUCCCCGCGGCGCGAAUCGGGCGGCGAGAGAAGUGCAGCUCUGUGGGUGACUGCUGUGCCCCUGGCCUCCCGCAGGAGGAUGCUGGUGGUGGAGGUGGCGAACGGCCGCUCCCUGGUUUGGGGGGCCGAGGCGGUGCAGGCGCUGCGGGAGCGCCUGGGAGUAGGGGGCCGCACGGUCGGCGCCCUGCCCCGCGGACCCCGCCAGAACUCGCGCCUGGGCCUCCCGCUGCUGCUGAUGCCCGAAGAGGCGCGGCUGCUGGCAGAGAUCGGCGCGGUAACCCUAGUCAGCGCCCCGCGCCCGGAUCCCCGCCAGCACAGCCUGGCAUUGGCAUCCUUCAAGCGCCAGCAAGAACAGGGCUUCCAGGAGCAAAGUGCUCUGGCAGCUGAGGCCCGUGAGACCCGUCGUCAGGAGCUCCUAGAGAAGAUUGCAGAGGGCCAGGCUGCGAAGAAGCAGAAGCUGGAACAGAAAUCAGGGACCAGCGGGAGCCAGGAGGCCGGUGGGAACCAAGCUGCAGAAGAGAAUGAGGCCAGUGCUGGCCAGGCUGCUGGAGAGCAUGAGGAAGCGGGUGAAGGCUCCUCCUCUCCCCAGCCAGGGCCUUCAAAUGGGGUGGCUCCUUUGCCCAGGUCUGCUCUGCUCAUCCAGCUGGCCACUGCUAGGCCUCGGCCCAUCAAGGCUAGGCCCCUGGACUGGCGUGUCCAGUCCAAAGACUGGCCCCACGCUGGCCGUCCUGCCCAUGAGCUUCGCUACAGCAUCUACAGAGACCUGUGGGAGCGAGGCUUCUUCCUCAGUGCGGCUGGCAAGUUCGGGGGCGACUUCCUGGUCUAUCCCGAGACGGAGCCGGCUGAAGUGUGGCGGUGGCGGUGAAUACUCCAACUUUAUACCGCGACUCAGAGGCUAGCUGACGGCACUUAAGUAACCACCCGAGGGCGGAGAGGAGUCCUCACUUCUCACCUGACGAUGCUCCGACACCUUGUCAGCUUGAAACGGGGUCCU